Messenger RNA from Cylicocyclus nassatus, 678 nucleotides. NCBI's taxonomy places the organism in Eukaryota, Metazoa, Nematoda, Chromadorea, Rhabditida, Strongylidae. The record is from the annotation of a GenBank genome assembly.
GUUUUAGAGAUGUCAAUCCUUUGAACUAAGCCGGUUUGUUGGUUUCAAAUCAUACAUCACCGAUGGCGUUAAAUAAGCGACGAUUUGAGUAUGGGAUCGGAAGAGCUAAGGUCAAUUCAAUCCUAUUACAAGCUUGUCUUAUUGAUUGUCCUCGUCUUGCACAUCCGAUUUCUCCGCAAGACAACAUAUCACUCCUUAAAAAUGGAGACGUUGAAAUUGGCGAAACAUACGAUUGCCCUGACAACUGCUGUUUCUCUAAAUGUUGUAGAAAAUGAUGAAAGCAAAAGGGGAGGCUAUAUAAUGUUUAAAAGUGGUCGAAUGCCUAUCUCGUCGAAAGAGUGCGAACUGACAGUGAAGAAGGGGUCUGAAGAGAAUAUAGAUUGUCCUGACGAAAUACAAACACAGUUCGCUAUGGAACACGAGCAGCGCCAGGCUCAGGUUGUGGAUGAUAAGUCCCCGACAGACCCCUGUCCCCCGGGUCAUUGUGCUGAAUGCAAUUCAACAGCGCGCUCUCUAAUGGUAAAUUAUGCUUCCCAUGUGUUAGCACACUGUCACAAAAGUGUGCCGUUUCGACGAGACACUAUCGAGAGAACUUUUCAUUCGCAGUUUAACCAAGCGAUCGGAGCCUAUCCGACCGUAGUCAGCAAGAAACCAAAGCCGUUAUGGCUGAACAAGUAA